CAACCGGAAACAAACGACGGUUCUAUAAAUGGGCCAAUGGCGGAGAAAGCUACGAACGGUGAACCUAUAAACCGACUGUACAACGGCUGCGCAGCAAACAAACGACGGUUCUAUAAAUGGGCCAAGGCGGAGAAAGCUACGAACGGUGAACCUAUAAACCGACUGUACAACGGCUGCAACAGCAAACAAACGACGGUUCCUGGCUUAUGCCUUUUCAAAAUUCUUACAGAGGGACCCACCGCCAACAGAUACGACCUAUACCUAUACCUAAGACCUUUUCCUUUUUGGACGGCCAACCCUCCAACAAAACAAAGAGAGAAUUCCGAAUUCCUUAUUCCUUCCUCCUUCUUCCGACCCAAAUUCUGAACCCUAAUUGAAGAAUUCGACAUUAACAUUCAAGGCUCCUUGGGUUGGGUCCUCUCGAUUCCCUAAGGCGCGCCCUCCAUAGCUCGCCUUUGCGAAAUUGACAAACUUCAUGGCCCAAUUCUACAAACUUGCAUUCUCUUCCGUCUUCAUCAUGAUCGCCGUACUCUUCACCAUCUGCUCCGUCCCUACCGUCCGAUCCGAUGACCACUCCUCUGUCAUCCAACUACAUUCCCAAGACAACGGCAAGAACGACGCGGAUCUCUGCGGCGGAGUUUCCGUGCCAGCCUCCUGCCCCAUCAACUGCUUCCGCGCCGACCCAGUCUGUGGUGCCGACGGCGUCACCUACUGGUGCGGCUGCCCCGACGCUCUCUGCGCCGGCGUCAAGGUCGCAAAGCUGGGGUUCUGCGAGGUCGGCAACGGUGGGCCGGGCCCUCUCUCUGGUCAGGCCCUUCUUCUCGUCCAUAUCGUCUGGCUCAUCGUGCUCGGCUUCUCCGUCUUGUUCGGUCUUUUCUGAUGGAUUUUGAGGCGUUUCAUGGACUUCAUGUCAUUGAUUGAUUGGUCAGGAUUUUUCUUUUUAUUUUUUGUUCAUUUUGUUGUGAGAAUGUGGGCGAAAGUAAGGCAUUCGGUGCAUUUUCUUUGUUCUGUAUGUAGGAUGCACAUAUAUACGGCUAUUGUCUGUCAUUUCCUCCGAUUCCUUCUGUUAUAUAUAUAUAUAUAUAUAUAUAAAGUCCCAUUUUUUUC
This is a messenger RNA of Carya illinoinensis, 1107 nucleotides long. RefSeq lists its product as uncharacterized. The transcript has a single exon. The record is from RefSeq and is a predicted model, not a curated record. The coding region runs from base 476 to 880 and encodes 134 amino acids. Lineage: Eukaryota; Viridiplantae; Streptophyta; Magnoliopsida; Fagales; Juglandaceae.